Cydia strobilella is the source of this 4946-nucleotide messenger RNA. RefSeq names its product calcium-independent phospholipase A2-gamma-like. The coding region runs from base 645 to 2393 and encodes 582 amino acids. Lineage: Eukaryota; Metazoa; Arthropoda; Insecta; Lepidoptera; Tortricidae. The record is from RefSeq and is a predicted model, not a curated record. Gene Ontology annotation, biological process: arachidonate metabolic process. Gene Ontology annotation, cellular component: membrane. The transcript has 11 exons.
UCAUACGAUAUUUUGUUUGUGAAGUGGCGCGUUUUCAUUGAGUCGUGCGGGAGGCAUGGCCAACGGCGUCACGUAGCGCGCUGUUAGCAAACAUGUUUUGAUAAUAGUAUAAAACUAGUUGUUUAUUUACAAAUUUCUCAGUACUAACUCAAUAUUCAAAGAAGAAGGUGCUCACAGUUUUUAAAACAACCAUUUAAAAAGACAUUCAAUUUUACGAGGACAUCUUUAUAAAAAGUUUACGUGAUAAAAGAAAGUGAACUGAACGAGAGUGAAGUGAAUGUAAAAAGUUUGUUUUGGUUCGCUCGGCUGCGAUUGGCAGAACUGUUAUCGUCCGAUUUUACGUCAUUCGUAUCUGUCAUUGAUUUAUUUAUAUUUUUCGCCAAGGCUUUCCGCAAAUAUUAGAUUUGUGCUACAGCUGUGAAUCGACACAGCUUCUGUGAUAACGUGAUAUCCAAUCGUCGAGAUAGUUCUUUGUAUUGUGACAUUACGAUAAACCAAGUGUGAAGUGACGGUCGCGAGCGUACGUUAUUCGCCUAAGAUUUUGCUCCGCAUCUAUAAUUUAGAUUAAAAACUAAGUGAUUGGUGUAUACAUUAAUAAAAUAGACUGUGUUUUACGUGCUUUGAGAUCUAAUAAAGCAUUAAACAUGUCUUCGUUGGGCAGUCAGUGGCGGAUAAUUAGGCACUAUCUGUCGAUGACCAACCUGAACUCUGAAGUUGAAAAACUAGUGCAGAGAAUGAAGCCAGCCUCUCCCGAGCAGUGGGACAAUUUAAUAAGAAAAUUCGAAAAAGCAGUCACAGCUAGGUUAUCAACUACGACCAAAGAAAUAGAACCAGCGCUUGACAAAAAAUCCAUUACUAAAGAAACACCUGCCGCAAGCACAACAGAUGAAAGACCCUUUAAAAUACCCAAUCACGAUGAGAAGUUUCCUCAGGAAGGUCUGUCGGUGGGGUCGGAAGCCAAAGAGAUCACUAUGGAAGGCCUAUGGCAAGGGUUAAAGCUUAAAAAGGAUACUCACUUUGGAAAAAUAUCGGAGAGCAGCUGGAAAUCUAAUAAGCCUAUAGUCACAAAGACUUCCAUCCAUUCCCGGACGGCAUACGUCAUAUCGGCGCUUGUGACGGCGGAGACGACAGAAUGCCUCAUGAGGAGGACAGAGCAUUUCAUCGACCAUUUGAAACAAUAUCCCGAGUCUAGAGACUAUGCUAUUAAGGAGGGUGCAGUGCGAGCUCUUUUAAGGGUACAGCGAAGACUGAAUGAUGAUCAACCAAUAACUAAAGAGACUGCUGGCAUUGUUAAAGAGGCCCUAGCCCUAAUGGGUUACACCGGCCCCACCAAAGGCCCCGGCCCCAACAUCCUGUCCAUCGACGGCGGCGGCAUCCGGGGCCUCAUCGCCAUCGAAGUGUUACGUCAUCUAGAAAGGCUCACCGGCAGACGGGUGCAGGACAUGUUUGACUAUAUCAUCGGAGUCAGCACUGGGGCUAUUAUAGCUGCUGUCAUUGGCGGAGGAGUGGGCACGCUUGACACUGCUAAUCAAAUGUACAUGACGCUUUCGAAGGAAAUGUUCGGGAACACUCAUUGGAUUGGAGGUACAUCUAGGUUAGUGUGGACACAUUCCUACUACGACACAGAUGCGUGGGAGGCGUUAUUGAAGAGGAAUUUGGGAGAUUGUACUCUUACGGAGUGCAAUAGGAAUGAUACGCCUAAAAUGGCGCUAGUAUCGUGCGUAGUAAACGCCGGCUCGAAACUGUCCCCCUUCCUCUUCCGUUCAUACGAAUGUCCGUUCCGUGUGCGCUCCGUGUUCCCCGGCACGGCGCGCGCGCAGCUGUGGCACGCCGUGCGCGCCUCCGCCGCCGCGCCCACAUACUUCAACGAGUUCCGACUGAACAAUCUGUUGCAUCAGGACGGCGGCAUAAUGGUCAACAACCCAACCGGCGUCGGUCUCCACGAAGCCAAACUCCUUUUCGGUGCGAAAGCUCUCCAAAACGGAACAGUCAUCUCCGUUGGUACCGGCAAACCUCUUCACAACCACCUUGAUUAUCAAAAUCUAAGCAAGGGACUGCAGAAAGAAGAACCUGGGACCAGUUGGAAGGACAAGUUUAACAAGAUUUUGGACUCUGCUACCGAUACCGAAGGUACCCAUCUAGUGUUGAACGACCUCCUGCCCCCGGGCAGCUACUACCGCUUCAACCCUCCCCUGAUGGAGGAGUGCGCAAUGGACGAGAUCAACCCCGACAAACUGAACAAUCUAGUCACCGACACACAGGCCUACAUCCGCCGGAACCAGCACAAGUUCCAACAGGCCGCCGCCAUGCUGGUACGAAAGCGGACCAUCGCGCAGAAGGUAAUGGACUUUGUCGACUACCAGAGCCAGAUAAUGGGCGUCGCGGCCAAGUGACGGUUAAAGUCAUCAUCAUCAGGUCGCUGAUGAAUGAUGAACGAAUGAGUGAAUGAUAGUCUAGUCCAACGAGUGGAGAGAAUCUGUUGAGGGUGUUCCAGGGUUCAAAAAUAUGAUUUUUCGAUCAUAUGAAAAGUGCUGCUUGUUAAAUGAAAGUUGAUUAAAUUGAAGCAAGGACUUUAAUGUAAAUAAUCUAUUGUGAGGAGUUCCAGGGUUAGAAAAUAUGAUUUCGUGUGAUUUUGUUCAUACAAUACAUGAUUUGAUUCAUAAUUUUAUCAUCGGAAGAGAUUAAAAUAUACUUAGCGAAAUUAAAGUGUUUUAAACCAGAUGGGUAAUAAAUCGCGGUUAAAAUUAUGGAAAAUUACAUAAUCGAAUCACACUUGUCCAAUUGGAAACUUAGGUCAUUCCUAUUUGUCCUAUCCUAUAUUUUACAAUCAUGGUCCUAAUGAAGAAACGAGUGGGAAAUAUCCCAAAGCAUUUUGUGUUGACUAAUGAUUGACAUGGAAUUGAUUUGUGUUUAUUGAACGAAUAUGUAUGUAUGCCAAUACGGGUGUAACGGUAAUAAACAUGUAUAUACAUUUUAAUCUUAUUGCACUGACAUAGGGUGAAUAAGUGUAUCUUAUGCUUUGGAUGGUGAACUUGGCACUUAUAGUGUCAACAAUUUAUUAUUAAAUUAGACGGGUGAAGAUAAUGGUCACUUUUAUACUUUAAUAUGGACGCUAAAAUCCAUAUCAAAUUUAAAACGACUGUUAAUAUCCAUACAUUUUGCUACUUUCCUUUAUUGUUACGACGUGCUGGUAUUGGUGGACGUGGGCGUUUACUAUAACCUCGUGAGGCCCGCCAUACAAUGUUUCUUUAUCUUUAAUUUGAACCUUGUUGUAUAGAAGAUUAGGGUGACUUUCGUUCGUUUUAGAAAACAGUGAAACAAAAGAAAUGCUACUUAAUUCAGUAAGAUAAGCUUCAAAUUAGAUUGAAACAGAGUGUACAUUGUAAUGCACAUUGGGCCUUACGAGGAUAAAGUAUGAAAGCGACGAAUCUUGUGCCUAUUUUAGUGAUAUACACGCUUAACUUGGCUUUAUACAUUCAAAAGUAUAAUGAAAAGUUUAUGCACGGCUCCUAAGCCUAUGAUCCCAACCCAGAUCGCUUAGCAUGACAUGUCAUGUGCCACUUCAAGUAUGGAGUCGCACGUGACAACACAAGUCAUGCUAAGCGGUCAGGAGUGGUCAACCAAAACUCACUAGCAAAUCUAUCCCUAUUCUGUGAAACGUAAUACUUUACCUUUGUGUAGAAAUUCAAGAAAAGAAAUUGAUAUGUUUAUGUAGGUAGGGAGACCGAGUAGCGUUUAUGGAAUCUAUUAACAAAUAACGAGCUCGCUAUAGCGCGCGUUUGUUACUUCAAGUUACGAGCUAACAAACGCACUGUUGCGAGCUCGCUAACAGUUAAUUAGUAGGUUCCGAAAAAUCGACGAUAUCACAACUCUCCUCUGUCUCAAUUCACCUCGGUCUCCCCUAUAUGAUGCUUAGUGAAUUUUGGUUGCCAACUGACGAUUGAAAGGCUGAUAAAGUAUGAAGGAUGUGUUAAGGAAAAGGUUUUGCAAAAUUACUACGUAAUUAACUAUGUUUUGUAGAUUAUAUGUCUAACCAACAUUGGUUGAGAAGGUUGUAUAACAUUCGUACUACAAACAUUCGAAUAUAAUAAUUAUAAAACUAGUAUAAGAAAAUACCAGUUGCAAUGAAAAUAUUAUAAUGCUCACUAUAUUGAUUUAUAAAAAAAUAUUAAAAAUAAAUAAAGAAUACAUGUAUCUGUUGAUGUCCACAUCAAAAUGUAUUACUCGUUAAUUUCAUACAGUGCAAUUUGUUUUUAUAAGAUUUAAUAAAAAUUGUUUGUAGUUUUAGUAGUUACUGAUAAAGUUAAAUAUAUUGCAUUUCUAUAAAUAUUGUUAAUUAAUUGUAAGUACUAAACAAUGUAAUUAUUUUGACAAAAAUAUAUCACGAACAUUUUGCAAUAAUAGUUCUAUAAGUACCUUUUCCGAAAAAUAGUUACAUUUGUUUUAUAUAGAAAGAUUCCCAGUCCCCAGACGACCGGUCUGGCCUAGUGGGCCUGUCUACGAAGCUGAUGGUCCUGGGUUCGAAUCCCGGUAAGGGCAUUUAUGUGUGCGAUGUACACAGAUAUUUGUUCCUGAGUGAGUGAGUGUGUUUUCUAUGAAUAUAAGUAUUUAUAUAUUACCUAUGUAUAUUUUUGUGUGGACCCACAACACAAGCCUUCUUGAGCUUACCGUGGGGCUUAGUCAAUUUGUGUAAAAAAUGUCCUAUAAUAUUUAUUUAUUUAUUAUUUUAUUUAUCUAUUCCCUUUUUAAUCAUUUCCGAGUAUGUAGAUUUAACAUGUUAUAUUGUAGAAUAAAUCAUCUAGUCAGUUAGGUACACUACCAUAGUGUAGUUUUUUUAUGUAGUAUUUUAGAUACACCAUAGUGUAAAAUUUUAAUUGAUAGCAAUAAAUUUAACAUAUUUGUUAGUUUUCCACAAUGUGAUAAUGAUAAAUAAACAAAAAAUUUAA